CGAUCUUACACAGCCAUCAAAGAUGCACCACCGAUUCUUUCCUUAUUCCAUUUUUAUAAUAAAGUCUUUAUUUUUAUAAUUUUAGGAGAGAGAAAGAAUGAUCGAUCUAUCCAUGAUUCUUUCAUACCUUAAUUUAGCGUCAUUUUAUUGAAAAAUUAAGGAAUACCAAUACCCUGUUUUUUUUUUUUUUUUUUCACAGAUCCCAAAGAAAUUAACCCCAGAAAAAGACUUGUCUAAAUUCUUUGAAUUUCAGGAAUUGAUCUACACCCAUUUGAGGAGGGAGAAAAACAAACAAAACCCAGAAAUUUUAAGUCUUCUUGGCUUGAAGUGACACCCUUUUGAGGAGAGAGAAUGUCGGAAAAUAAGCAAGGUGGUGGUGGGUCACCGGGAGCGCCGGUAAGAAAGCUGAUUACAACAUCGGCGACGAAACCGACAUCGUCGGUAUUACCGUAUCAAACCCCGAGAUUAAGGGACCAUUAUUUGAUCGGAAAAAAAUUGGGUCAAGGUCAAUUUGGUACGACAUAUUCAUGUACAGAGAAAUCAAGCGGAAAUCUUUACGCUUGUAAAUCAAUUCCAAAAAGAAAACUUUUAUGUAAGGAAGAUUAUGAAGAUGUUUGGAGAGAGAUUCAGAUAAUGCACCAUUUAUCAGAACACCCAAAUGUGGUUAGAAUUAAAGGGACUUAUGAAGAUUCAGUUUUUGUGCAUUUGGUUAUGGAAUUAUGUGCAGGUGGAGAAUUGUUUGAUAGGAUUGUUGCAAAAGGUCAAUAUAGUGAAAAACAAGCUGUUGAAUUGAUUAAAACUAUUGUUGGGGUUGUUCAGGCUUGUCAUUCUCUUGGUGUUAUGCAUAGAGAUCUUAAGCCUGAGAAUUUCCUCUUUGAUACACCUUCUGAGGAUGCUAAGCUUAAGGCUACUGAUUUUGGUCUUUCGGUCUUUUAUAAGCCUGGACAAUAUUUUAGCGACGUAGUUGGGAGCCCCUACUAUGUUGCACCUGAGGUAUUGUGCAAGCGUUAUGGACCUGAAAUAGAUGUUUGGAGUGCUGGUGUCAUUCUCUACAUUUUAUUAAGUGGAGUUCCACCAUUUUGGGCUGAAACUGAGUCGGGAAUCUUCAGACAGAUUCUCCAUGGGAAGUUAGACUUUGAGUCUGAACCAUGGCCAAAUAUUUCAGACAGUGCAAAGGAUCUGAUUCGUAAAAUGCUUGAGAGGGAUCCAAGGAGGCGAAUAACAGCUUAUGAAGCUUUAUGUCACCCAUGGAUUGUGGAUGACACUGUUGCACCUGAUAAACCUUUGGACUCCGCUGUUUUAUCACGUUUGAAGCAUUUUUCAGCUAUGAACAAAGUUAAAAAGAUGGCAUUACGUGUAAUAGCAGAAAGUCUUUCAGAAGAAGAAAUUGGUGGUUUAAGAGAGUUGUUUAAGAUGAUUGACACAGAUAACAGUGGAACCAUAACAUUUGAAGAAUUGAAAGUUGGGCUGAAGAAAGUGGGUUCGGAAAUGAUGGAGUCGGACAUCAAAGCUCUUAUGGAUGCUGCUGAUAUCGAUAACAAUGGAACCAUUGACUAUGGUGAAUUUCUUGCUGCUACCCUUCAUGUGAACAAGAUGGAGAGGGAGGAAAACUUGAUAGCAGCUUUUAAAUAUUUUGAUAAAGAUGGUAGUGGCUACAUAACAAUUGACGAGCUUCAACAGGCCUGCAAAGAGUUUGGUCUAGGUGAUGGUCAUCUGGAUGAAACAAUCAAGGAAAUUGACCUGGAUAACGAUGGCCGCAUUGAUUUUGGGGAGUUUGCUGCGAUGAUGAAGAAAGGUGACUCAGGAGACGGUGGAAGAACCAUGAGGGGAAAUUUGAAUUUCAACCUGGCUGAGGCAUUGGGAGUAACCCCAGCCGAGGCAUUGAAAGUAAAUCCGGCUGAGGCAUUGGGAGUAAACCCAGCUGAGGCAUUGGGAGUAAAAGACUCCACUUCAGAUUCUAGCUAAAUAUUUUGUCUGCUGUACUGUAUAGCUCUGAAGGAUAGUGACUGGCAAUAAUGAAGCUGCUGAUCUGUUGAACCUUCACUUAUAUGUUGCUUUACAUAGAUUGGAUUUGAUGAAAUCCAGUUUUUUGAGAUUUUGAAUAUGGGAAAACUUCCAUUUACCUCAGAUGAAUGUGUGGAGUAGUGGACACAACUUUGUUUAACUUGUAUAAGAAUAAUAUUUAAGUUAUUUACUGAGUUAUCAUCAGGCUACAAUUUAUUUUUCUUUUUUA
This is a messenger RNA of Chenopodium quinoa (quinoa), 2233 nucleotides long. RefSeq names its product calcium-dependent protein kinase 11-like. Lineage: Eukaryota; Viridiplantae; Streptophyta; Magnoliopsida; Caryophyllales; Amaranthaceae. The transcript is spliced from 7 exons. Gene Ontology annotation, cellular component: cytoplasm; nucleus. The record is from RefSeq and is a predicted model, not a curated record. Gene Ontology annotation, biological process: intracellular signal transduction; peptidyl-serine phosphorylation; protein autophosphorylation. The coding region runs from base 352 to 1965 and encodes 537 amino acids. Gene Ontology annotation, molecular function: calcium/calmodulin-dependent protein kinase activity; ATP binding; calmodulin binding.